Messenger RNA from Phlebotomus argentipes, 7139 nucleotides. RefSeq names its product serine-rich adhesin for platelets-like. Gene Ontology annotation, molecular function: protein serine/threonine phosphatase activity; cation binding. The record is from RefSeq and is a predicted model, not a curated record. Lineage: Eukaryota; Metazoa; Arthropoda; Insecta; Diptera; Psychodidae. The transcript is spliced from 10 exons. Gene Ontology annotation, biological process: negative regulation of protein kinase activity; protein dephosphorylation. The coding region runs from base 322 to 5334 and encodes 1670 amino acids.
CCAGAAUCCGUGUAAUUUUGGUGUAAAUGGCUCGUUCUGAGUGAGAAAGAGUGAAUAUUAUUGAAUAUACCAGUGCAAUUUCGCGUGUAGAGUACAAAAACAUAUCAGUAUCGCAAUAUCUUGCAUUUCCGACCAACGAAAUCCCUGUAAUUUUAGUUUGAUUGUAGUAAAUAUCACAGUCCCCUAUAAAUUUCCAUCACCCUUCCCUGUUUUUCCCCCAUUCAUUGAGCAAUUGUGAUCUAUUUGUUGCAUUUCCCAUCUAUCCUGUUUGCCGAGAGUGAGUGUAGUGUGAAAUAAGUGAGUGAGAAGCGAGAAAACGCAAUGGAUCAACAGAGUUUGAUAUGGGAUGAGCAUCGGAACUUCCUUAAGAUGUUCGCUGCCUCGGUGAAUCCCAACGAUCCACUGCCUGUGCGAGUGUCCAGCUACAAUUUGACUGAGGACGAGAUUGACGGUGAAAUAAUUCACUGGUCGCUGCAAUAUUUAUCCACCAGAAAUUGUCCAUCGACUCUGCUCAAUCCAAUAGUCCGAGCCGUUAUUGAGAGAAUUAAGCAGCAAUGCCAGAAAUCGCCAGAUGUCUGUGGCUACAAUCCCGAGAAGAAAUACUAUCAGCCAAUUAAAUUGAUGAGAUCAGUCACGGCAAUGGUGGACGAGGUGUGUCUGAAGGCGCUGGACAAUGCGGAAUUGGACCUGAUGAUGCCACGGAUAUGCCUAUCGAAAUUGCCGCCAAAGUAUGAAUCGUACGCCGUGAAGAAUGGGCGAAGAAUCAUGGAGGAUCGCCAUGUGGUGGUGGACGAUUUCAAUGGGUUGUUUGCGGUGAAGGCGAAAGAUAGCCAGCGGACGGGCUUCUAUGCGAUCUUCGACGGACACGGUGGUCUCGAUGCUGCUGUCUACAGCGUCUCCCACCUUCACUACCACUUGUCCGAGAGUGUCUACUAUCCAGAUUCGCCGGCUGAGGCAAUCAAGGAUGCCUUCAUUCGUACUGAUGAGGCUUUUAUCCAGAAGAAUGAGUUCAGAACGCUGAAAGGUGGCACAACGGCUCUAUGUGUGCUGCACAGACCGGAGGAGAAGUGGCUCUACGUGGGCUGGGUUGGUGAUACUCAGGCGCUUUUAGUUAAAAAUCGAAAAGUUUUCCAAACUGUUAAGCCACACAAGGCAGACGAUGAGGCUGAGCAGAAGAGAAUCGCCAGACAAGGUGGUGCUUGUAUAAUGUAUAAUGGCGUUUGGCGUGUUAAUGGACAAUUAGCAAUCACACGAGCCAUCGGUGAUGUUGACUACAAACCCUACGUGACGAGUGAACCGGAAAUAAUGUCGAUUCCACUGGACGGCGAUGAGGACUUUCUAAUAAUGGCCAGUGAUGGCCUGUGGGAUCACGUGAAGGAGGAUGAUGCUGCUAUAGCUGUGUACAAUAUGGCAGCGCAGAAGGCCACAGACACUUCGUCGUGCAUCUCGCAAUACUUGGUGGACAGGGCGAAGGCGGACGGUUCCACUGACAACAUCACCAUCAUCAUCGUUUUCCUGAAGGAUCCGGCGAUUAUCGGGAAAUCCGUGGCUGAUUGGGCGCAGCAGCAAGUGGCCAUGGAAACGGAGUAUGCAACCAACAAUGAUCCACUGUACGCUUCUGAUCAAAUCAUCGGCACGGCCGGUGGGACUCUGGGGUCCGAGGAGGAGGAGGACAGUUUGAACAACCUGGUGAAGUCUGCACCGUCGCCGCUGGGGAGUGCUGUGACUGGGGAUUUGCUUGUGGAUGAGAAUAACUUCUAUUGUGAUACGAAUCUGAAUGGAUCUGGCGUGAACAUUGUGCCGGAGGUGCUUCAGUCGUCGACAGGGAAGCGUCCAGCUGCGGACAACAAUGACGAGGAGGGUGAUUUGGGACCAGAGACAGAUGUGGAUGCUGGUGAUGAGAUUAUGCUGAGUCCGGAGGAGGAGGAGGAGUCCAGUGCGGCGGCGAAGGAGGAGAAGCAGUUUGAGCCAAAAGAAACGGAUGCCAGUGAGGAGUCGCCAGAAGACUACAAUCCCUUCAUCACACACUCCAAUGAGGAGCAAUUUGAAGUGCGCCAGGAGAAUAUUCUCAACUUUGCCAGUGACUUCAGUGCACCAAUCUCAGGAGAUUUACCGCCAAUGCAGCACAAUCCCUUCGACAUUCCAGUGAAUGAGAGUGAGGAGGAUGCCUUCCAUGUGACGGCGCACAAUGCUGAGAUUCCUCAUGAGUUCAGUCAGGCUGACGAUGUGCAAACGCCCAACACUGUGGAGUCCAUGGAGAGUGAUUAUCUGAACCAAAAUGUGGACGUAACGGAUGAUUGCGAGACAAUCAGAAAUGUUCCAGAAUUGGUGGAACAAUUGCCGGAAGUGGCCAAUGAUGAGAUUUCUCUCUUUGGCAAGAACCUCGACGCCCUGCAGGCAUUUAAUGAGGCAACACCUCAAGAUGAGAAUUUCGACGAGAGCCAUGAAAUGCCGGCCGGCAUGGACGUGGUGAUGGGAGAGCAGCAACAGGAAGUCAGUGAGGAAGUGUCGGAUGUUCUCGCGGAAACGCAGCAGAGUGCUCCUGAUCAGCCUCAGCAGGAACACCUGGAAGAUGUCAGUUGUGAGAUCACCUCAGCACAGAAAUCUGACAGUGUGGUGGCGGAAUUAGCAAGUGACACACCAGCGACUGAAAGUGGAGCAAUUGUUGAGAGCGAAGAGGAGUCCGACGAGGAGUGGAAUUACAUUAAGGGGGAGCACCAGAAGGAGCUGAAAGUGAAGGAAUCUCACGCAAUUUCGCAAGCAAUUGCUGAGUCUCAAGAGGCCUGUUCAGAUCUUAUUAACGAGGACGCCUUGUCUGAGAGGGAACAAGAACAAGAACUGGUGGAUUUGGAGAAGAAGGAGGACAGUGACGACGCAAUGGCAUCUAAAUUGAAUCCCGACGCCCAGGAGUUUGUUCCAUCAUCGCCAGUUAACAACUCUGUGGGUGGAAUGAAGGAGAACAAUCAUCACUUCAAUAUUCUGGGGUCGGAUGAGAUUCUGGCGCAGAGUCCGAGGAAGGGCAAUGGUCAGCCUGACAAUGCACUGUUUGAUCUGCCCGAUGCGGAUCAGUUCAAUGCAGACAUUUUAAAGUGUCCCAAUGAAAUGGAUGGAGUGUUCUUGCCACAGUCGCCGACAAACUACCAGGAGAUCAACCUGAAGGAGGCGAUGCAUGGCGAUGAGAAGAAGGACGAGAGUGUGGAGGACACGUCAGAGAAGUCACCUCAGUCGACAGAUGACCAAAUCAAUGAUAUUAUCAAAAAUAUUCCCUCUGCACUGACCAUCGGUGAUACGGUGCCUGAUGAAAAGGACCCCAUGAACAUGUCCUAUCACCAGGACAUAAACGAUGGAUCCUUCUCGACUGAUCCGCACGAUAUGAACUCAGUGCACUUGCUUCCGUCGAAGGAGGAGCUCGAGGAUGCAUCUGAGGAGGACAACAAGGACAAUGCUGAUGUGGGCGAUGAAGCGCUGAAGGCCGAAGAGGAUAUGUUCCAGAGUGAGCCUGAGCGCGAAUUUGUGGCUGAGUCAGAGAAGCCAGAGUCGGAAUUGGAAGCGGCAUCAGUGUUGUUGGACUUCGCGCAGCAGAAGCCAGUGAUGGCGGACUUAUUGGUUGAUACAGUGCCUCAGGGUCACGUUGAUGUGACAGACUUAGAUUCGGACUUUACAGGAAUGGUGGAUCAGGCGAAGUUAUCACCGGAUGCUGAGGAGUUUGUGCCCAAUAACAGGGUGGAAUCACAGGGUGUAGAUUUGAGUUCAUUGCCAGAGUCUGAGUUCACGGGCAAGAGUCAAUUGGAGGAGAAGGAGAUGACUGUUGAGGACUCACCGGAGUCGGAUCACUGUUUCCUCAAGGAUUCGGCGACUGAUUUGCUGGUGACACAGGAGGCUGUGGUGCAGAGCAAAGUGGAGACUCCGCCACCAACACCUGCCGCCACGAAUAAUGGAAUGAUUGAGAUUUCUCAGCGUCUGACUAGUCCUGAACCCCAGAAGCUCAUGGAGGCGAUGGAGAAAUUGGCAGAGCCAUUGGCUGAGGAGACCAAACCGGAGGAGAAGAUUAUCGAGGAAGUGAGUAAGACUGAGAAGGAGGAGGAAUCUGUGCUUCCGGCUGUGGCUGCUGUUGCUGGAUUGGCUGUUGCGGGUGCUGCAGUGGUUGCUGUAACGGCGACCAAAGAGGAGGUGAAGAAGAAGACAGCAAAGGCGGUAGAAAGUUCCAAAAAGGAAGAGCCAAAGGCUAAGCCUCGCACAACUAAGCCGGCGAGUGCUGGUGCAAAGCCGGCAGCAACUGCAGCGCCCAGGACGUCCGUUGGGACAAAGGCUGCUCCAGCUGCGGGAAAAGUGUCUCCAGUGAAGCCGCCAUCCACACUCACAGCGCGUCCAAGAUCAAGUCCAGCGACCACAGCCACGAAGUCUCCAGUCACAGCGACAGCCAAGUCGCCCCUGACAACAGCCAGGAAGCCUCUGACAUCACCCUCAGCCGCCGCGAAAUCGCCAUUGGCCACAUCUGCUGCUCCCAAGACGACAUUGGCCUCUCGCACGUCAACCACAAGAUCACCCCUGACCAAACCAAAUUCUGCCACGGCCACGAGGACAGCGACUGGCGUGACUGCACCCAAGACGAGCAGCAGCACUGGAGCGACGAGUGGAGUGAGGAAGACAACUUCCACGACUUCGACAGUGUCAACCACAAAGAAUCUGUCGACAAAACCAACAGUGCUGUCGGCACGGCCCAAAGUGUCUUCGACAGGUGCUACGACGGGAACGAGCUCUACCACGACAACAGUGGCGAAAACAACACGCACGACACUCUCGACAGCCAAGCCGAGAGUUCCGAGUGCAACGACAACAACUACGACUCGAACAGUGUCUGCAGUGAAGGAUAGCAAGGAUGUGGCGAGCAAAUUGGCGCCCAAAACAACAUCACGACCACUAUCGGCAACCACGAAAUCUCUUGCGCCCAAGCCCACAAUCACAUCGACUUUGAGGAAGACAGCUGAAGCCACAUCCAAGGUUUCAGCCACCACAACUUCGAAGAAUGGCGUGAAGACGACCACGACAACCACCACCUCGACUGCUAAGAGGCCGGGAUCUCUGACGUCGCGCACGACAACAACAACAACCAAAAAGACAACAACCACGAAAGUGGGUGCAGCGGCGACGGAGAAGAAGCCAGUGGCAGCUGUGACGGAAAUUAAGACGAUUGAGGUGAUGGAGAAGCUGUCGAAUGGUGAUUUGCUGCACUUGGAGGAGAAGGUGGACGGUGUCGAUGUGAAGAAGGAGGUGGAAUCUCAGAAAAUUCUGGACAAUGCAGCACAAUUGAUAAUUGACCUCAAGAACGACUAAGUAGCUUUGAGUCUCUCUGAAAAGAUUUUGUCACUUGAACUUCAUCAUCACUACUUUAUGAAACUAGGGAAACACAGAAAAUGGGAGGGAAGAGAGAGAGAGAGAGAGAGAAAAGAAGGGAGAUUGGAUGGAUUGUGGGUGUGAAGAUAGAUGAGAAUAUUGAACUUAUAAACUAUUAAAUACUGUCCCUUCGUGUGACGUUGUAAUAUGAUUUAUAUGUGGGGAGAUGAGGAGUUGUGAACAAAUGAAGAAAAAAAAUAUUUUAAUUGAUAUUCUGGGCACAACGAGGGAUUUUGUAUCCUAUAAGUUUUAGCUGCAGUUGAAAUAAUAACUUGUGUUUAUCGUUUUCUCAAUAUGAAGAGAGCGAUUGUUUUAAGUUUGUUUCAUUUAGGGAUCGAAGAUAAAUCAAAAAAAAAAUGUUCGCUUUGCACAUUUCAUUAAAUGUAUUUUAUUCUACCAUUUUGUUUGUCAAAAAGGGACGAAAUAUUACCUUAGCCUUUAUCCAAAAAAAACACGUAAUCUGAUAUGCAUACAUUGAAAUAUAAAAUUAUCGCAAUACUAAUAAUUCAAUAUUGAAUAAAUAAUGGUCAAUGGACGGAGGACUUAGGGAAGAGAGAGUGUACUGAAGAAGUGUAUUAUUGAAAUGAUGAAUGAGAAAUACAGAUGUGGAAGUAGUGAUUAAAUCUAUGUGCUUAUCCUACAGACGAGGAAAUAGAUUUCUGAGAAGGAUUUUGCGUGAGAAAAUACUAGAAAAAAUAUGCACGUAAAAUUGUAAUUCUUCAAAACAAAUCCUUAUUAAUCACAUACAAUUUUAACACAUAAACUAUAAAGACGACAAGAGCGAUGAUAAAGUAAGUGGAAGAAUGUUGUCUGACGCGCUGCUUGGUAUUGAAUUUCAUUUAUAAAAUGAAUUUGACGGCUUCAAUAGACUUUUUGAUGCGAUAAGAGACACGCACGGAAGGACGAAUUCGGUGGCAAAGAAUUGAGUCAGAUCAAAUUAAUGUUUCGAGUUGCCUGUUGAAUGUUGCUUUGCCUUAUUACAGUUUUUACUAUGUAUUUUAAAAAUAACAGUGAGUAAAUAACAAUUUUGAAAGAUAAUAUUAACAAGUAUAAUAUCAUAAUGCAAGAAAUGGAAAGUGCGAGCAAUUUAAACUUAUAGUUUUUUUUUUCCUUCUACGAUGUCGUUUGACUUACGAAAAUUAUGAAGUAUUAAUAGGAAUUUCAAUAUCUUUAUUUGACUUUCUCUUGUAAUGAUUCUGUUUAGACUGGCAAAGACUUUUCUGUUAAUUAUGUUUCAUCCAAAAAAAAAAAAUUAUGUUUGUCCUUUGAAAAUGAAUGUGUUGACAAUGACAAAAAUUGGCUAAAAUAUGUACUCAGUUUCUCGUGCAGGACAAAAAGGAAGGGAGUUUGAGAGGAAAAAAAUCACAGAUUUACAUAAAUUUACUAAAUUAGUGAAAUUGCACGAAGAAAAUUAUUGUGGCUUUGUUUUUAUCAAAUGCUUUUGGAUUUUAUUUUUAAUUGAGAAAUGAAAAAAAAAACUUCAUCAUUUUAGAAAGCUUAUCCUUUUCCUUGAUGAUUUUACUAGAGAUAUUACUACAACAAAAUUUAACUCAAUUGAAGAAAUUCAGCACGUUUUAUUUUUUAUUUUUUUUGGGAAAUGCGACACAGCAAAAAAUGAAGUUUAUAUUUGAAAGAGAAAAAAAAUUACAAGAACAAAACGUAUAACAUAAGAUUUUUCUAGAUUGUAAAGCAUUUCUUACAUAUAUUAUUUUGAUAUAAAAUAUAUUUAUAAAUUUUAUGGAGGA